This is a messenger RNA of Funneliformis mosseae, 540 nucleotides long. Lineage: Eukaryota; Fungi; Glomeromycota; Glomeromycetes; Glomerales; Glomeraceae. The record is from the annotation of a GenBank genome assembly.
AUGCUUUUAGUUGGUUCACUUGCUUUAGUCAGUUAUCUACGAGUGUGCAAAGCAAUGAUUCUUAAUACCGGAAUAUUUGAUUAUAGAAUAUUUCUCUUUCCCGCAUUUUUACCGGCUCUUUUAUCUAUACCAGCGUGGCCAUCAUUUGGAGGUGAUGGUUAUUGGUGUUUUCAAAACAGGGAAUCAGCAUUUAUUCCUUUAUCUUUACUUUAUGCGGAUAUUUUGAUAUUGAUGACAUCAUUAUUUUGUUAUAUUGGAAUAGUGCAUGCUAUCAAUGUGUCCCGGUUUAGAAAUGACCAAGAAAAUUUUUGUACAGCAAACAAAAAAAUCAUUGGGUACCUUUUUACGUAUAUUUUGCAGUGGACUCCUGUUAUGAUCUAUAUAAUAACUGAUAUUGAACGUCAAGCGAAUAUGUGGGUAUUUGCAAUCUGUAUUACAUCAUUACCAAUAGGAGGAAUACUUAAAACGUACCAAUAUAUAUCCAAUGAGGGUUGGUGGAGCGUUGAUUCGAUUGAUGAACGGAGACAUAUUACCAACUAA